AUGGCUUCUUUUGGACGUCGCCCGAACCGCUCAAAGCCUCCGGUGCCAUAUGUGCCCGACUGGAGAUUCCAAGUCAAGUCUCACAUUGCUCCGGCUCCGACGCCGGCAGAAUUCAACGAUUGCUUCCUCAAGGAAAGCGACUGGCAGGAAAGACAACUGCUGAGCCCAGUCAUGCAAUGUGUGAAGCUACCCCCAGCGCCUGGCAGAGACGGGGACGACUCCGUCAGCCUGCAGAUCAUGGAUCUUUUAGACGCAGGCGAUAAGCACGAGGCCCAGGUCUUCACGGUCCGGUUGCUAGAAACGACAUCGCAAUCGCUUCCCCCGAAGGGCACGAAGCUCGUUGCAAAGCUGUACGACCCGCUUUACUACGAUGACGAGGCGGGGGCUCUCGACCCUUUCGUCUGCCUGGACUGGGACUACACCCACGAGGUAAAAGCAUAUGCGAUUCUUCGCUAUCUGCAAGGUCACCGGAUACCGAGAUACCACGGAUCCUACUCGUUGACUCUACCCGUGGAUGGAGGACACACGCGGACCGUCCGGAUGAUUUUGAUCGAGCAUAUCCCAGGCCUCAUCAUGGAAGAUGCCAAUCCGGAGUACUUUGACCAGUCUCUCCGUCAAGACCUGAUGAGGUCGAUCGUGGACCUCGAAAGCGAGCUCCACGAGAAGAACGUGUCGAUCAUGGGUAUUGAGCCGCGGAAAAUCACCUUGACAUCGCCGACUAGCGACCAGCCUCGGGUCAUGUUUGUCGACCUAGCCGCUACUUUUUUUGGCCAGAGCCGAGUUCCUCCCGCUGCGUCAGAGAUGAACUCUACUGUGGGAGGAUACAUCUCACCGUUGCUGCGAUGGAAAGAAGCUAAUGACCGGCCCGGCCUAUUUGCGGACUGGAUCGAUUGGGAGUGGGAUUCUUGGAUUGACGCCGAGUAUGCCCACACAGAUGCUGAGAUCACGAAGGAGAUGCGAGAACUGUAUUCCGAUGACUAG
This is a messenger RNA of Aspergillus candidus, 981 nucleotides long. RefSeq lists its product as uncharacterized. Bases 1 to 981 code for a protein of 326 amino acids. The transcript has a single exon. The record is from RefSeq and is a predicted model, not a curated record. Lineage: Eukaryota; Fungi; Ascomycota; Eurotiomycetes; Eurotiales; Aspergillaceae.